UAAUUGAUGAGCGAAGUGCUGUUCUUCAACUUCUUAGAUUUGUGAUGCUACAAAAAUUUUCGUUAAUUGGAUUUGCGAAGACGAUGCAGGAAAUCGCAAUCGAAGCAGUUUAAUCUGAGAGAAGGGCGAGAAAAAUGUCGAAUCCUGCGGAGCAAAUCCAAGAAGGAGCAGAGCCUAAACCAUCUGAUCUGAACCCUAGCGACCAGAGCGAUCACUCUCAAGAAUGGGAAGUCAUGGCGCGAGCGUGGCUUUCCUCAUUCCCCGAGGCCAAAGCUGGGUCCAUGGAAGAGGUUGAAGCUUGGAUUGACUCCAACCAUGCCUCUUUACCUGGAAACCUCAAAUCAAUGCCCCGCUCCGACCUUUGCCAGAGGCUCAUUUCUAUCCAGAAUUUAAUGAGACUUUCCGCUCAGGGAAAGGAAGAGAUUCAGGGCGAUCAGGUUGAUCGAGCUGAUCGGGCUGAUCAGGGUGAACAGGGCGACCUUCCACAUGCUCGAUUUCAACGGACCGACCAGUGGAUACCAGUUUAUUCUUGGUUAGAAUCUCUACAACAAGAUGAGGUUGUCAAGUCAAAGGAAAUAUCUGAUUGGUUAACUGAAAAUCCUUCCAUCAGAGAUCAGUUGUGUUCUAGACAUUCUCGAUAUCAUUUAAUGCACUACAUCAAAAAGUGUCAUUUGAAGAUAUUGAAAAGAAAGGAAAAGAAAAAGGGUUCUCAGCUGCCUGAAAAAUCUCCUCAAAAGUCUCCUCUAAAAGUGCACAAGGAUGUUGUGAUGAAACCAGCAUUGCCUCCACGCGAUUCAUUUAGCGAUCUACCGAAAGACAGCGACGUAUAUUUAGCAAAACGAAGGGAAGCGUUUCGAAAAUACGAAAUAUUAGUGGAGUUGGAGAAGUUGCUUUCCACCAACCUUUGCAAGUCUGAAGGAGUCAAAUAAUUGGAGAAACUUUGGGAACUGCCAUCACACUGCUCUGCUGCGUAUUAUGGGACAUAGGACCAAGUUGUAAGCCAUUGCAGGUUUUUUUUACCUUGUGCACUGCUGAAUCUUGUGGCCCCAUUGCUCUGUUUUCCUUCUUGGUGGCUAAUCUAUUAGAUAUUUAAGUCAUACUUUGUAAAAUGUUGAUAUCGAUUCGAUCGUGUAUGGGCGUACCGACUAGUUUUAGAUAGUUCUGGAGAAUACUUUUUUUUUCUACGAUAUUUGUCGGUUUGCGUUUUGUAGAAUGAGGAACACAUACCAAAUUGUAAAUUUGGUUCCGGUCCGUGUUUAUAAAGUUAGAAUUUUAUUCUUAUAGUUUGAUGAG
Cucurbita moschata (crookneck pumpkin) is the source of this 1293-nucleotide messenger RNA. RefSeq lists its product as uncharacterized. NCBI's taxonomy places the organism in Eukaryota, Viridiplantae, Streptophyta, Magnoliopsida, Cucurbitales, Cucurbitaceae. The coding region runs from base 135 to 929 and encodes 264 amino acids. The transcript is spliced from 5 exons. The record is from RefSeq and is a predicted model, not a curated record.